This is a messenger RNA of Pipistrellus nathusii (Nathusius's pipistrelle), 303 nucleotides long. The record is from the annotation of a GenBank genome assembly. NCBI's taxonomy places the organism in Eukaryota, Metazoa, Chordata, Mammalia, Chiroptera, Vespertilionidae.
AUGUGCCCGCAACCAAGAUCACCCCUGAUCAAGAUGACAACCUCCCAAAAGCACCGAGACUUCGUGGCCGAGCCCAUGGGGGAAAAGCCGGUGGGCAGCCUGGCGGGGAUCGGUGAAGUCCUGGGCAAGAAGCUGGAGGAGAGGGGCUUUGACAAGGCUUACGUGGUCCUGGGCCAGUUCCUGGUGCUGAAGAAAGACGAAGACCUGUUCCGGGAGUGGCUGAAGGACACGUGUGGCGCCAACGCCAAGCAGUCCCGGGACUGCUUCGGGUGCCUGCGCGAGUGGUGCGACGCCUUCUUGUGA